AUGAGACGAGAGCAGAAGAUGAGGGCCGCGGCGACCUUGCUGUGCACCCUCUCCGUAGCGAGCGCCUGGUUCGUUGCGCCCCCGACCUCGGCGGCGUCGUCGCAUCGUCACUUCGAUUCCACAACUUCUCGAGCGUCAUCGCCGCCAUUUUCUUCCACCGCGCAAAGAAGGCGGCGCAACGCCGCCGGCGGGGAUGCCGCUGAUGCAAGCACCACGAGCGGCAAUAUUCGAGGGCGGAGGCGCGCAGCAGCGGCGAGAACAAGCCAUCGCAUGGUAGCGUCUUCUAGGAACUGGGAGUGGGGCAGGGCGAAGAGCAGCGGGGACGCCCCGACUCCCGCGGCGCAGGCGUUCGGCAGCGACCAGGAGCUCAAGCUCGGUGUGCUCCUUUUGAACCUCGGAGGGCCGGAGCGCCCGGAAGAUGUGCAGCCCUUUCUGUUCAACCUCUUCGCGGAUCCGGACAUCAUCCGACUCCCGAAGCUGGUGCAGUGGCUGCAGAACCCCAUCGCUGCGGUGCUCGCUGCCCGCAGGGCACCGCAGAGCAAGAGCGCGUACGAGAGCAUCGGCGGCGGCUCGCCGAUCGUGUCGUGGACCAACGCGCAGGCCAAGGGCAUCGCCUCCCAGCUCGAGGCGAAAGGGCUGAGCGGCACCAAGUGCUACGUGGGGAUGCGGUAUUGGCACCCCUUCACAGAGGCGGCCCUGGAGGCCGUCGAGGACGACGAGAUUAAUGCCUUGGUGAUCCUCCCGCUGUACCCGCAGUUCUCCAUCUCCACGAGCGGAUCGAGCCUCCGCAUCCUCAACGAGGAGUUCACCCGGCGCCCGGAGCAGUGGGGCCACAAGAACGUGGUCCACACCGUGGUGCCCUCGUACCACGACCGCCCGGGCUACGUGAACGCGAUGGCGAGCCUCAUCGCCCGAGAGGUGGCGGAGUACACGCCCGAGCAGCGGAUGCAGGGCGUGCAGGUGCUCUUCUCUGCACACGGCGUGCCCAAGUCGUACAUCGACGCGGGCGACCCGUACAAGGCGCAGAUCGAGUCCUGCGUCAAGCUCAUCUCGGAGAAGGUGGAUGGGAUCAACGCGGAGGGCGGCCCCGGCGCCAAGCCCGGCAGCUCCGGCGCGGCCGCGGGCGGGGUGACGUACCACCUUAGCUACCAGUCAAGGGUGGGGCCCGUGGAGUGGCUGCAGCCGUACACGGACGCCAAGAUCCAUGAGCUGGCGGACAACGGGUGCAAGAACCUGGUGGUUGUGCCUGUGUCGUUCGUGUCGGAGCACAUCGAGACCCUGGAGGAGAUCGACAUGGAGUACAGAGAGGUGGCGGAGGAGGCCGGCAUCACUAACUGGCGACGGGUACCGGCGCUCAACACGGACCCGGCUUUCAUCGAAGACAUGGCGGACAUGGUCGUGGAGGCGCUAGCGCUGCCAACGCUAACGGUAUCAGAGGCGUUCACGCGCAACAACUGCGACCGCAAGGAGGCCGAGGGUUUCCUCGAGAAGGCCCUCGAUGGCAUGUACGGCAUGCCCAAGACGGGGGGGAAGCCACCCAAGUCGGGGAAGGUCGGGGGGGCAGGCGCGGCGGGAGCGAACGCCAGCAGCGGCGGCGGCGGCGGCGCGGACGGGGAGGGGUCCGGCGACAAGCGCAAGGAGGCGGCGCGAGUGCUGUCCACGCUGUCGGGGGCAGCCUUCGCGGCGGAUGGGGUGGGGAGAGAGAUCGCCGGGCUGUUCACGGCCACCUCCGACGGUAUCUUCUUUUGAUGCUGCUGCCCGCGGUCUGCGGUCUGCGAUCUAUCUGCGGUCGCUUGUGUUUUUCGCGACCUUUUGUGUGGUCGGGGGUGUGGCGAGAGUGGAUGCCGCUCCUAGUCGUCGCUGACGAUUAUGCAAGCUGCUGCUGCUGCCGCCGCCGCCGCCGCCGCCGUUGCCGCCGCUGUCGCAACCUGCUAGAUUAUGACCUGACCUGCCUGUGACGCCCGCGCUUUGUUAGUUUUUUUGCAUUCGACUGCUGUGUGUCGUGGGUGGUUUGGUGUCUCCCACACAAAAAAUAAGUCUUACUAGUUGUGACUUUUGCGCGUUUUGUUUUGUUUUUUCUUUUUGUUGGACUUCUUUUUUGACGUGGUUGGUCGGUGUCCCUCACACGCGGACCCCGAAAAGCCUGCGGGUGCAAAGACGAAGGAACUGCCAGCUUGUGGAGUGCUUUGCGUACGGACAGGGGGUCUUGCGGGGGACAAGCUGCACAAGGUGCUAUCAUGCGGACCGUGAUUGACCACGACUAGAAACGGGCGGUGUUUUUUUACCGGCGUCGAGGAUGAUGUAGCAGUCAUCUUGUCAUCACAUGCACGAGUAGGGGCGGGGGGCGGGGCGUUUGCAGCAUGGAGUGCAUUCCGAAGCACAGCAGCUUAAGGUACUGGAAUAGUUGGCGACCACAUUGGGGAAGACCUAUCUGAACUAAAUACUUGUAACAAGUAGAGAGUUUUUGGUUCCUGUCUAGCAGCUUGUUACCAUGCGCCGUGCCGGGAAACGGCGCUGUAGUUGGGGCUCUUGAUGCUAGGUUUGCCGCCUCAUGCUUUCCAGGAAUGUAAAUACGGUAGCAUACGGGGAUGGGGGGCGGAGGAACGAGAGUCAGGCUUGCGCGCACGUGCACACAAGACAGCAGGGCGGGAUUGGGAGUGAACGUCUUGGUACGAAAACGCGCGGAACGUAGAUGCAUGUAGUUGUCGAUUCGAUGUCCGUCGGUCGUGUUGCGUACGUUUCUUCCUUGUGCCAGAUUCCUGAGCGAGGCCUAGCGAGCGUGGCAAGAAGACGUGUGUUGGGGGUUAUUUUCUGUUGUUGUGGAUGACGGUUGCCUCGCGGCAGCGGUAGCACUGGUAGUAGUAGUCGUUUGCGUAAUAUAAAUGUGUGGCGGGGCUCUCUAUUUAGUUGUUGUUUGUCUUGGUUGAGAAUUUCGCUCUCGAUGAAAACGAAGCUGUUGGGUGUGCGAAGGCUCUUGAGAUCAUUUUGCUGUUUUGGUUCUGUGUGGUGACCGCCUUUGUCUGUCGUUGUUCCCAGCCAUACCCAGCAAGAACUCGGUUGAUCCAUGAAGGUGUUGGCAAGCUGUGAGUAGCACGCGAGAGCAAAGGGAGCGCACGAUCCAUGUGCUGACGUUUGUGCCAGAAAAAUAACUGUCGCUGCUGUGCGGCAAUACCUAGUAGGUGGACCGUUGCAGCAGCUGAGUGAUACAACACUUGGAAGGUGUGAUGGGUGACGGAAGAACUACUUUUUUUCAUC
Ectocarpus siliculosus is the source of this 3255-nucleotide messenger RNA. NCBI's taxonomy places the organism in Eukaryota, Phaeophyceae, Ectocarpales, Ectocarpaceae. The record is from the annotation of a GenBank genome assembly.